This is a messenger RNA of Dichomitus squalens LYAD-421 SS1, 1901 nucleotides long. RefSeq lists its product as uncharacterized. Gene Ontology annotation, cellular component: endoplasmic reticulum membrane. NCBI's taxonomy places the organism in Eukaryota, Fungi, Basidiomycota, Agaricomycetes, Polyporales, Polyporaceae. The record is from RefSeq and is a predicted model, not a curated record. Gene Ontology annotation, biological process: CAAX-box protein processing. Gene Ontology annotation, molecular function: metalloendopeptidase activity. The transcript is spliced from 6 exons. The coding region runs from base 78 to 1088 and encodes 336 amino acids.
CAUAGCUGUCUUGCACAAUCACCCUCCGACUCUUGUGGCUCUCCUAUCUUUGAACUGACUCAGUGACUGCGACAACGAUGCCACUCGUCUUUCCCUCCCCGCCGAUCUCGCUGUCGACCGCCCACGCGUUCACCGCCUUCUUCACCUUCUCGUACGUCGGCUCGCUCUACGCCACGAAGAAUGCGCGGCUCUCAUUCAAGACUGGCGUGUCCCACAAUGUCCGCGACGGAGAAGAGAGGGCGAAGGAUAGCGACGAGCGGUGGAGGAACGACCCAGAAGUGAUUCGCGCGAGGCUCCUGGCGGCAAGCUUGAGCACGCUGGGGAGCGUGCUCGCCGUGUACUUGCUCGUGCAGGGCAUUACUCCGGCGGCUGAGAAGAGCAAGAACCCCACGGUCGCCCUAGAGUCUACGCUUGCUCGCCUCGGCAUCACCCUAACUUUUGCCCGGAACAGCGACCUCUACAUCAUCUCACCUUGUUUAGUGGCUCCAGUGCUGUACCUUGGACCUCUCUAUGCCGCAUAUCUUUCCGAAAGGCUCCCCUUCCAACGGCGAUGGAGUUUCAGUGAGGACUUCCUGCCAACAUUCACUUCAUUGAUUGGGAUUCGGAACUAUGUGGUGGGUCCCGUCACCGAGGAAGUCGUCUUCCGAGCUUGUGUCUUGGCGGUCUAUCAUAUGGCGGGCGCGUCCCGCAAUAAGAUGAUCUUCCUUUCCCCGCUGGUAUUCGGAUUCGCGCACCUCCACCACGCCUGGGACACUUACAAUCGUUACGGGCGUACGGCCUCCGCUUUGCGGAUCGCCGCCAUGCAAACUCUGUUCCAGCUCGCGUACACGAGUCUCUUCGGCUUCCACUGUGCGUUCCUGUUCCUCCGCACAGGCUCCCUCCUGCCGCCCACGGUAUCCCACAUCUUCUGCAACGUCAUGGGCCUCCCGCAAUACGGCUUUCACGUCAGGAUGCUCCCAAACCGGCGCCGCGCUAUCCAAAUCGCGUACCUGAUUGGGAUCGCGGGAUAUGUUUACACGAUGCGUUGGUGGACACGGGCGGACGAUAGUCUAUUUUGGCCUGCGAUAGGCGAGCCCGGGCGGUUUUGAGCCAUUGGGUCGGUGGAACGUCAAUGGGGCUCUCGGACUUGUGCGAGCGCACCAAGCUCCAGGAUGGACGAGCGCGCAUCGCCCGAUAGGAGACAGGAUGGAAGGAGGUGGAACCGAUAGCGGGGAUGCGCGAUGGACGAUCCGAGUAACCAAGAUCCCAGCGCGCAGGAAGAACGUCGCACUGCUAUCUACCAUCGAAUGUUCCAAAUUAGGGACUAGCGGCACACGUUGAGAGCGGCGAGAGGGAUCGCUGGACGGUCAGAAAGGCAUACGCAAGCCUUUUGCCUUUCAUUUCCCAGCAGCAUCUCCCACCAUCGGCGGUUCUCGUCCCCCACCGCCCAUCAUACUCGUCCCUCGUAUGUGCAUAGUGCGAAUCGUGACCGAAAUACACCACCACCGCCACUUAGCACGUACGUUCUCCGCGCACCCACCGAGGCCGAUCGACUUCACCCCAGCAGUCCAGAUACGCUUGGGCGACAGGGCGAACACGAGGCCUUCGCGUGUCCCGCAGCUGCACAGCUUCGGGCGCGUCUGGCUCACAAAGCGCAAAGAACGUUUACCGCCAAACACUCCUUCGCGCCUGUGCCAUCCGCACGUCCGCCUAACCAAACCCGUGAUCGUCUCGGUUUGCUCCCGCGUCGCCGUUCCGGGGUCUUUCGGCGAUCGGGCCUAGACGGGCGCGAGCGCUUCGAGGCGGGCAGGCAGGGCGGAGCGGCGUUUGGUUUGCCUUCGCGGGCGCCUGCGGGAACUUCCUGGAUUCGAGGCGCACACGGAGCAGGAACCGUGGACCGUGGCCUUCGCCGCGCGGAGCUA